Molecule: messenger RNA, 2356 nt
Organism: Astrephomene gubernaculifera
Lineage: Eukaryota; Viridiplantae; Chlorophyta; Chlorophyceae; Chlamydomonadales; Astrephomenaceae
Source: the annotation of a GenBank genome assembly
GCUAGCGAAGAGCUGUAUAGUUUAAACAUACAGAAUUCCUAGGUAUAGUAUUGUUUAAAUACUUAGGAGCCCUUGCAGACAGUAAGGGCUGUGUCCCGUUUGCCAGUUGCAUGCAUAGUCUCAAGGCGAGCAGCACGCAGCGAAGCCCUCGGUGCCCCCCGGCUUCUAGCCAGCCCAAUCGACCGCGACCUGCGCCGUCAGAGCCGCCGACACCCCAAUUUAGCCGCACUGUUACGCGACAAGCCAACAUGGUUCUGGGAAUUAAAACAAUCGCCGGCUUCGUGUCUAGGACUUUCAAGAGGGGCCAGAGCACAAGGGUGGAGGCCACGUCGCGUGAACCGAUGACGCAAGCUGAGAUUGAGGACCUUGUGCUUAAGCUAAACAAGAUCGAGGCUGUUAAGUUUGGAGAAUUCAAACUUAAGAGCGGCCUCAUAUCUCCCGUGUACGUUGACCUCCGUGUCAUCGUGUCGUACCCAGAUGUCCUCGAGCAGGUUUCCCGCAUGAUGUGGAAUGCCGUACGCGGCUGCCAGUACGACAUCAUCUGCGGUGUGCCGUACACCGCCCUCCCCAUCGCCACCUGCAUGUCGCUGGGCUUCGGGGAGGCCAUGAUCAUGCGCCGCAAGGAGGUGAAGGACUACGGCACCAAGAAGGCCAUCGAGGGCGCCUACCGGCCGGGGCAGCGCUGCCUGAUCGUGGAAGACCUGGUGACCAGCGGCGCCUCCGUGCUGGAAACCCUGGAGCCGCUCAAGGCUGAAGGCCUGCAGGUGAGCGACGUGGUGGUGCUGAUCGACCGCGAGCAGGGCGGCGAGGCGCACCUGGCGGCCGCCGGGCUGAAGCUGCACGCGGCCUUCAAGCUGAGCGCCAUGCUGGAGGUGCUGACGCGGCACCAGCUGGUCAGCCCGGAGCUGGCGGACAAGGUGCGCACCUUCAUUGCUGAGAACCAGACCUCCCUGCCCGCUGCGGCACCUGCGCCCACUCCGGCCCCUGCGCCGCCCAAGAGGCUGCCGUACGAGCAGCGCAUUCCGCUUGCCAAGAACGCCAUGGCCAAGCGUUGCCUGGAGAUCAUGGUUCGCAAGCAGACCAACCUCAGUGUGGCAGCUGACGUGGAGUCGGUGGAGGAGGUGCUGGCGCUGGCGGAUAAGAUUGGCCCCUACAUCUGCGUCCUGAAGACCCACGUCGACAUCUACGACAAGUGGGAUGCCGACAUUGCGGCCAAGCUGAUGGAGCUCGCCAACAAGCACGACUUCCUCAUCUUCGAGGACCGCAAGUUUGCUGACAUCGGCAACACCACCGCCAUGCAGUACGGCGGCGGCAUCCUGAAGAUCGCCGACUGGUCCCAUAUUACCAACGCCCACCUGGUUCCUGGGUCCAACAUCAUUGACGGCCUCAAGACGGUGGGGCUGCCCAAGGGCCGCGGACUGCUGCUGCUGGCAGAGAUGAGCAGCCAGGGCACGCUGGCCAAGGGUGCCUACACGGAGGCGGUGGUGGCGGCCGCGGAGCAGCACCAGGACUUUGUGAUUGGCUACAUUUCGGUCAACCCAGCGGCGUGGAAGGGCGGGCCGGGCUCGCCAGGCCUGCUGCACAUGACCCCGGGCGUUCGGAUGGCCGUCGGCGGCGACGCGCUGGGCCAGCAAUACGACACCCCGCAGAGCGUUAUCGGCCAGCGCUGCAGUGACGUAAUCAUUGUGGGUCGGGGCGUGGUCAACGCGGCCGACCCCGCCGCCGCCGCUCGGGAGUACCGGGACGCCGGCUGGGCGGCCUACAAGGCUGCGCUUUGAGCGCACAACAUGCGAUGCGUCCUGUGUUGUGCUGUGUGGCGUGUUGUGGUGUGGUGUGGGAGGGUGUAGAAGUUAAGGGGGGAGGCGAGCUCUGCAGUUUUUGCGUGCGGGGAUUGAGCGUCGGGGCGCACGUCGGGGAGUUGGGGAUUGUGCUGUGGGAAGGGAGGAGGUCAGCCUGCUUUGGCGACGAUAGGAAGGGGGUAAAGAGAGCGUGUGCUAUUGCCUGUGCCUGCGUCGAGCGGCUCAGAGCGCACGGAAUGCCUGUCCGUUAGAUAUACGCCUUUCGGAGGCUGUUGUGUUUGGAAAGCGGUAGGUGUGGAGGAUUUGAGAGCUUGGAACAUCACACAAGGUCUGCUUGAUGUGCCUUGCAGGUUGUUAGUCUGCGGUUGUGGGCCCUAAAAAGAGGUCAUGCAGCAAGAGUAGUGUAUAGCUUACAUACCAGGACAACGGAGUCAUCCGGACCGCAAUGCCAGGAACAAACUUACUAGGCUCUUUGCUUGACGCCAGCGCCAGCGUUUGAACUCGCGUACUGGGCUGCGCUUAAGGAAGCACACAGUCUAAUGUAAGAAGUAAAAUGC